UUGGAUGUAAAAAUCAUAUACAGCGGAGGACAGGAUAUGGAUGUUCUCCCUUGAGCAGCUGACAAGGGACAGCUCAUGAGGGAAGGCAGAGCUCCUCAGAAAGUUCUUGUGAUGCUGAGCUCUUUGCCGUCAAAGACGUUUCUGGAGUGAUCGUCGGGAAUGCGGUUGAAGAUCUUACGCAGUGGUACCUUGAUAAUGCCAAAGACAAUCCCAAGAUCUUUCGUGGCACUGAAAGAUGCGCUUCGGGAAUCUUACAAGCUAUCCGAGAGUUCAAGUUUGAUCCUUGUGUUUCGCCCAGGGAUGCCGACUUACUGAGCCAGCUCACUGCUGGUUGAUCGGACGUGGUGCUACUGUGUGAGAUGGUUACGAGGCGAGGUUGAAAGCUCCCACGAGGUGUUUGAACACUUGAAAAGGCCAAUGGCCCCUGACUCAACGCUGGUCACUCCGUGGGGACUAGAAGACGAUCUUCGUACAAGCGUUGAGAUUCUACGUCCCUCCACGGUAUUCACAGGGGAAAGAACUUCUGUAUGUGGGUUGAUCGAAUUCGUGCGACGAAGGUUGGGGACGUUACUUGGGUUGUCAAGUUUGAUAAGUGGCAGCGAACGGACGAAGAGCUGAAUUAUCGCUUGACAACCGCCGUGUGUUUCAAUAUAAGGUGGCGUUCUUAUCGCUUUGUUGGAGUUAUUCAGCUUUGCUUCAAGUUUUUGAGUGAGCAAAGGGCUCUCACCUCGAGAACUCGACAAGCUCUCUCGAUUCCAAGCUUGGCUCCUUCGGUUAUUCUUCUCCUCGUCGUCCCCUUUCAAGAUUUGGUUGCGCCAGCAAUCGGGAUUCCGACGAAACAAAACGCUCCAUAAGCGUGAUUUCCAGAAAGAAGCACAGGCGCCAGAAAAGUUUGAAGAGGCAUUCUAAACUUGACACCAUUUCCUCCAGGUAAUCCAAGCUUUCAGACAUGGUGAAGUUCCAGAAGCAGCUGGAGGGCCAGCUCGUCCCAGAGUGGGUGAAGUACUGCGACUACAAGCAGCUCAAGAAAGUUGUCAAGAGAAUCAAAAACCAGAUCCUACAUACCAAGAACCAGCAGCACAAGGUGUUCGAUCCAAAUGUCUUCUCGGUUGACAAGAGCAAGCUUCAAAACUUGCUGCAAGAUCCCAGCGCCAUCCUGAGCAGCUGCUGCGAACAAUCCAUAUCCUCGGAAACAUCCAUGGAUGUUCUGGACUGUAAAGACGAAACAAAACUCUUCAAUACGGUCAGGUUGUGCACAAGAGGAGAAUUGCAGAUGGCAAGGAUUUUUACGAGACGGAGCUGUUUGGAACUCGAUCGGAUCACGAAAAGAGCUUCUUUUUCGGCCUUGACGAUCAGCUCAACAAAGUGGACAAGUUUUUUAGAUGCAAGGAAGACGAGUACGAUGCUCAAGCACAGCAACUUCACAUCCAAAUGCAAGAGCUCAUCGUUAUGCAAGAUGACGAAUCUCAGAGCUUGAAGGGGAGCCCCGGUAACAAAGGAAAGGUUCAGCGAGCAGCCAAGAUGCUCCAGACGGCCUUUGUCGAAUUUUAUCGUGGGCUUCGACUCCUAAGAAACUUGAGCUCCUUGAACAUGAUGGCAUUCGUCAGGAUCCGCAAGAAAUAUGACAAGGUGACUGGAGUCUGGCAGUUACCUCAAGAUGGUCGAAAACUCUCACUUUGCAACGUCGGACAAGGUAGUAAAGUUUAUGGACCGCGUAGAGAGAGUGUUCACUCUGCACUUUACGAAAGGCAACCGAAAGCAAGCCAUGGCAUAUCUCAGGCCCAUACACUCUGCGAGCAAUCAUGGAAAUAUAAACUUUAUCCUGGAGAUUGUAAAAGGAAAGCACUCACCAUACCUCUGGGAAUAACUGUAAUCUAUUCAUUUAAUUUUCAGCUAGAACUUUCAGAGAUCACGGACCUUAUCCUUUCUUCUUGCUGCGCUCUUUGGAAGGUUUGGUAGCCUCCUCUUCG
Selaginella moellendorffii is the source of this 1970-nucleotide messenger RNA. RefSeq lists its product as uncharacterized. The transcript is spliced from 13 exons. The record is from RefSeq and is a predicted model, not a curated record. Gene Ontology annotation, cellular component: Golgi apparatus; trans-Golgi network; cytoplasm. NCBI's taxonomy places the organism in Eukaryota, Viridiplantae, Streptophyta, Lycopodiopsida, Selaginellales, Selaginellaceae. Gene Ontology annotation, biological process: phosphate ion transport; cellular response to phosphate starvation. The coding region runs from base 1432 to 1959 and encodes 175 amino acids. Gene Ontology annotation, molecular function: inositol hexakisphosphate binding.